Messenger RNA from Schizosaccharomyces octosporus yFS286, 3241 nucleotides. RefSeq names its product translation initiation factor IF2. Lineage: Eukaryota; Fungi; Ascomycota; Schizosaccharomycetes; Schizosaccharomycetales; Schizosaccharomycetaceae. Bases 57 to 3107 code for a protein of 1016 amino acids. The record is from RefSeq and is a predicted model, not a curated record. The transcript has a single exon. Gene Ontology annotation, molecular function: GTP binding; GTPase activity; translation initiation factor activity.
CUCGGAAUUUAUCAAACCAGAACCACUUUGCAUUGAGGUUAAAAAAGGUGUUAAAGAUGGGUAAAAAAGGAAAAAAAGCCGCGUACGCCGACUGGGAAGAUGAACUAGGACAGGAUAUAAGUGGUCAAAAUGAAUUUUCUGCUCAAAAUGGCGAGGAAAUCAACGAAACAGACGAAUUGAAAGAAGUCGAGGAUUUCAACGCUUCCUCAAACAAAAAGUCAAAGAAGAAGAAGGGCAAAAAGAAUCAGGAAGAACAAGCACUUGAAGAAGAAGAGCCCGUUGACGAGGAACAAGUUCCUAGCGGUCCUGUUGAAUUGACAGCUGUUACUGAAUUAGACGAUGAUGAAUUUGCAUACGAAAAGCCCAAGAAGGGGAAGAAGAACAAGAAACAGCAGGUUGUUGAAGAAGAAGAAGAAGAAGAACAGGCUCCUGUUGCUGCUCCCUCUGUUCAUAUAAAGUCUAAAAAGGAGAAGGAACGUGAAAAAAAAGAGCGUGAAAAGUUGAAGAAGAAACAACAGGGUAAAAAACAACCUUCUUCAAAAGAAGUACCACAAACGCCCUCUGAAGAAGAAUUUUCCAAACCAGCUGCUGUUUCGGAAUCUGAUUCAGCAAAGGGCAAACAAGGGAAGCGUAAAGGACCCAAUGUUGCUGCUCUUCAAAAGAUGCUCGAAGAAAAGAAAGCCCAAGAAGAAGAAGAACGCAGACAAAUAGAAGAGGAAGAGCGAUUGGCAGAGGAAGAAAAACGUUUGGCCGAAGAGGAAGAACGCCAAAAGGAAGAGGCUAAAGAAAAGAAGAAAGAAAAAGAUAGGAAGAAGAAAGAAGAGCUCAAGGCUCAAGGAAAGUACAUUUCCAAAAAGCAAAAAGAGCAACAAGCUCAAGCUCAACGUCGUUUACAACAAAUGUUGGAUUCAGGCGUUCAAGUCUCUGGUCUUUCCGAGAAAACAAAGAAGUCGAAGCCUGUUUACAACAAUAAAAAGAAGUCCAAUAAGAGUGGAACAUCCUCUUUAUCUUCGUCUGGCAUAAUUGAGCCCGCUGCUUCCGUUCCAGAAUCUCCUGCUCGUCCUGAAGAGUCUAAACCUGUGGAAGAAACCGAGAAAGAAAAGAAGGAAGAAGAUGAUGCUGUCUUUGACGACUGGGAAGCCGCUUUGGAACAACCAGAACCAGAGCAAAAGUCAGAGCCUGAGCCUGAACCUACCCAUGAAGAGGUUAAAGAACAACCUACCGAGGACAACAAAAAAUCGGUUGCUCAACAAGAUAGCUCUGAAUUCCCUGAAGCUGCUCCAGUUGAAUCUGAACCUGUCAACAAUCUUCGCUCUCCUAUUUGCUGUAUUCUUGGACACGUUGAUACUGGUAAAACUAAAUUAUUGGAUAACUUGCGUCGCAGUCAUGUACAAGAAGGAGAAGCGGGUGGUAUUACUCAACAGAUUGGUGCUACUUACUUCCCUAUUGAAUCAAUUAAGCAAAAGACUGCCGCCGUUAAUAAAAAGGGUAAGUUGGAGUUUAACAUCCCUGGUUUAUUGAUUAUUGAUACACCUGGUCACGAAUCUUUUACCAAUCUUCGUUCACGUGGUACUUCUCUUUGUAACAUUGCUAUUCUUGUUAUCGAUAUUAUGCACGGUUUAGAGCCUCAGACUAUGGAAUCCAUCCGUCUUUUGCGAGAUAAUAAAACACCUUUUGUUGUCGCCUUAAACAAGGUUGACCGUCUUUACGGUUGGCAUUCGAUUAAAGAAAACGGAUUUCAAGACAGUUUGUCUAAGCAAAAGAAGGCUAUUCAGCGUGAGUUUAGGGAUCGAGUUGACAGUAUUAUUUUGCAGCUUAACGAACAAGGACUCAAUGCUGCCCUAUAUUUCGAAAAUAAGAAGAUGGGUAGUUACGUUUCACUCGUUCCAACUUCUGCUCAAUCAGGUGAAGGUGUUCCUGAUUUAGUCGCCCUUUUGGUUGCUUUGACUCAAACUCGUAUGUCCGAACGCAUUAAGUAUAUUUCGACUCUUGAAUGUACAGUUUUAGAAGUUAAAGUCAUUGAGGGUUUGGGUGCCACGAUUGAUGUCAUUCUGUCAAAUGGUGUAUUGCGAGAAGGUGACCGAAUAGUACUUUGUGGUAUGGGAGGCCCUAUUAUUACAACUGUUCGUGCUCUUUUAACUCCCCAACCUAUGAAAGAAAUGCGUGUCAAAUCGGCAUAUGUGCAUCAUAAAGAAAUUAGAGCUGCAAUGGGUGUAAAGAUUUGUGCUAAUGACCUUGAUAAGGCUGUUGCUGGUUCCCGUUUGCUGGUUGCUGGACCUGAGGAUGAUGAAGAAGACUUGGCUGAUGAGCUUAUGGGAGACCUCGAAGACUUAUUGGGAAGUAUAGAUACUUCAGGCGUUGGUGUUUCUGUCCAAGCGUCUACUUUGGGUUCUUUAGAGGCAUUACUUGAAUUUUUGAGACAGAUGAAGAUUCCCGUCGCAUCAGUCAAUAUUGGACCGGUUUACAAAAAAGAUAUUAUGAAGUGUGCUACCAUGGUAGAAAAGGCUAAAGAGUAUGCUUUACUUCUUUGCUUUGAUGUUAAAGUAGAUCAUGAUGCUGAACUCUUGGCUGACCAAUUGGGCAUUAAGGUUUUCUCUGCUAAUGUAAUUUAUCAUCUUUUCGAUGCUUUCACUGCUCAUCAAAACAAAAUUAUGGAUCAGAAGCGUGAGGAAAAUUCCGAUGUUGCUGUUUUCCCUUGCGUGUUGAAUACUAUUGCUGCGUUCAACAAGCGGGAUCCUAUUAUUUUGGGUGUUGAUGUAGUCGAGGGUGUCUUGCGCAAAGGUACACCUAUUGUUUCAGUUAAAGGUGCCCCCGGUGAAGAGCCUCAAGUAAUUGAAUUGGGACGUGUUGUCAGUCUUGAAAUGAACCACAAACCUGUUGAAAGAGUUAAGAAGGGUCAAGCUGGUGGUGGUGUCGCCAUGAAGCUGGAAGCUGGCGGUGGUUCACAAAUACUGUUUGGCCGUCACGUAACAGAAUCUGAUACCUUGUAUUCACAUAUUACUCGUGAAAGUAUUGAUGCUUUGAAGGAUCCUGCUUUCCGAAAUGAGGUUCACAGAGAUGAAUGGCAAUUGAUCAUUCAACUCAAAAAGGUUUUUGGUAUUAUCUGAUCUGUUUAUGUAGGACUGAAAUUUUGGAUUAGAUAUGAAUUUAUGUUGGAUGUUGCGAGAAUAGCGUUAGUAAUUGUAGGUGAUUUAAGAAUCCCUCAUUAAGGAGUAUUAUAAUGGUAUCGCGUACUUCAAUA